GUAUUCGCUCUCAUUGUCAUAAACAAGGCAGGUGGCCUGAUCUAUAACCGGUCCUUCCACGAAGGGGGUUUGAAUAAACUCAGCACCAACGACUACCUAGUCCUAGCAGGCACCUUCCACGGCGUCCACGCCAUCACAGCACGGCUCAACCCGCUCAAGGCCGCCAACCGCACCUCCACCUCGUCGGGGGGCGCCCUGGUCCGACCCGACCCGCCGUCCGGCCUAGAAGUGCUGGAGACGGAGAACUUCCGGAUGCAGUGCUUCACGACGCUGACGGGGAUCAAGUUCCUGCUCUUCACGGACACGACGCAGGCCAACGUGGACCUGACGAUCCGGCGCGUGUACGAGAUGUACGCCGACUACGUCAUGAAGAACCCCUUCUACCAGCUCGAGAUGCCCGUGCGCUGCGACAUGUUCGACCGGAAGCUGGGGUCGUACAUCCGCGAGAUCAACAACAGGUAG
Messenger RNA from Chaetomium fimeti, 462 nucleotides. RefSeq names its product Sybindin-like protein. Gene Ontology annotation, biological process: endoplasmic reticulum to Golgi vesicle-mediated transport. The transcript is spliced from 2 exons. Lineage: Eukaryota; Fungi; Ascomycota; Sordariomycetes; Sordariales; Chaetomiaceae. Gene Ontology annotation, cellular component: TRAPP complex. The annotation marks the transcript as partial. The record is from RefSeq and is a predicted model, not a curated record.